AUGGGGUCUGGUUGUCAUCUAGCACCCUCCCUUUUCGGUCACCUCAGAUAUCAAGUCCGAAGGCAGUCUGCGGCUGUUUCCGAAACUAAACGUUGGCGACAUGAUCUCGUAAAGCAAUCUGCCACUGGAAAAGUCAUCCAGUCGACGGGCACCUCUGGACGACAUUCGAACACAGGUCUUGUGGCGACCGUCUUUGGGGCGACAGGAUUCCUCGGACGUUAUCUGGUGCACAAGCUAGCCAAGCAAGGCACUCAAGUGAUCGUACCUUACCGUGAUGAAGACAGCAAGCGUCAUCUACGCGUGAUGGGCGAUCUUGGCCAGAUUGUCCCGCUCGAAUUCGACCUCGAAAACGAAGGUUUUAUCCACGAAUGCGUUCGACAUUCCCAUGUUGUCUACAACCUGUUAGGCCGAGAACACGAAACCAAGAAUUACAGUUUCGAUCGACUGUUUAUUGAAGGCGCCUCGAAAAUUAGCAGAAUUGCCAAAGAGAACGGCGUCGGACGUUUGAUACACGUCUCUCAUCUCAAUGCAUCACUCAAUUCGCCUUCCAAACUCUACAAGGCGAAAGCUGCUGGUGAAGGCGUUGUGAAGGAGAUCUUUCCCGAGGCGACGAUCGUGAGACCUAGCAUAAUGUUCGGGCAAGAAGAUCGAUUCCUCAACAAGAUGGUCACCAAGCCGUUCACUUUCCAGGUCAACAGGCUUGAAACUUUGGUACGACCUGUCAGCGUUUUGGACGUAGCCGAAGCCAUGCAAUUGAUGAGCACGGCAGAGUCCACUGUAGGGAAAACGUUUGAACUUGCAGGUCCAAGGACUUACAGUCACGAGGAACUAUUCCAAGUCUUGGAGGUCUUGACACACAAAUCUCUCACCCCCUCACUCAUCAAUCUACCCCUGCCGAUCUUCAAGUUCCUCAUGAAAAUUGUCGACAAAGCAGUUUGGUGGCCAACUUUGAGCGAAGAUGAGAUUGUCAGGAGAUGUAUCGACGAUAAGCUAGAGCUCAGCGAAGGAUGCCACGGAUUUGAUUACUUUGGGAUUGAACCUGAUGCCGUUGAAAAUCUGGCAAUCACGUACUUGAGAUACUACAGAACUGCAUCUCUUUUCGACGCACCGAUCGAGAGGGGCGGUCUCAAGGUCAAGCCCAGAAACUACCAUGUUGUGCAAUGA
Molecule: messenger RNA, 1164 nt
Organism: Puccinia triticina
Lineage: Eukaryota; Fungi; Basidiomycota; Pucciniomycetes; Pucciniales; Pucciniaceae
Exons: 4
Coding region: 1-1164 (387 amino acids)
Cellular component (GO): mitochondrion
Molecular function (GO): protein-containing complex binding
Source: RefSeq, a predicted model, not a curated record